AUGGCGGCCGUCGGCUCUCCCCCGGCCUCGGCACCUGGCUCGCCGACUAGCCCCCGUCGGAAACCUGUCGCUGGGUCCCAUGGCUUGGCCCCUAUCGAACGGUACGACUGGAACGAGAACGUAAAACCUCUCCCUGGUGUCCCUGGUGCUGCACCCUUGUCUGAAUCGCCAAGGUUGCGUCAGUCUCCGGUGUCGCCCGUCAAGGUUAACUUUCAGUCCGACGACUUCCCUCGUCCCUCCACCGGGAACAUCGAGACGCAUCUUCCUCCCGCCCACUCCGCACCGGCCACGGCUCUCGAUCGUGCCCUUCCCAAGACUCCCGAUGCUCCAACCCCACCUCCACACACUCCUCUAUACCCAUCAGAGAACGGCACCCUGCAUCAAGCCUCAGCUCUGAACGGCCUGGGCCUGCGGCCUGCCUCGGACGGCGCCCACAAGUCUUCCACAUCUUCUACCACCGCCAACGCGCUGAAUCCGAAGUUCAACCAGCUGAGCAUGGACGAGCAGGUGCAGAAGGCGGCGGGCGAGAAUCGAAAUAGCCGAGAGUCCAACGUCACUGCCAACAGCUCGCGGCAGCAGACCUCAGCCGAGUCUUCCGCGACAACAAGUGCUAGCUCGGUCUCUGGCAUCCUCGAUACAUCAGACAACCAGGACUACUCGGCCGAUGCCUCGGCUGAGAGCUCUGUGAUCGAUGACCCCGCCCUCCGGCCCGAGCCUGUCCCUCCGCUGCAAUACCAUCACUCGGCCUUCCUCCAACGCCCCGCAAGUGUUGCUGUGGUGCACGACCCACGGGCCCAGUCCAACCCAAAUCUAUCUGAGGGAGAUCCCAUGAUCAACCGCCAUUUGACACCUACUGCCAACUUCAACAGACGGAGCUCACUACCACGGCCGCAAUCAGCGUACUCGGUGUACUCCGACUUUGGCCCGCGGGGCCGUUCUCCUGGCUACCUGGGUGGUUCGCAGGUCCGGACGCCGUCAACUCACUCGAGGAAAUCUCCGGAAGCGCGGCACUCGACGUUUGGAGAGCUGCUCAAUGUGCCGUACCCGCAGCCCGCCCCGGCACCCAUCACCUUUGAUAAUUCACAACUGAGAUCCGUCGUCGGCAACAAUGCAUCCCUGCUCAGCGCCGAAAAGACGUUGGAAAUGUACCGGCAAAACGUAAAGAAGACAAACGACUUCUCCAUUCUGUACUCCUUCGCCGUCUUCCUCAUCGCCACAGCCCAGGAACAAGGCCUAGAUCUCUCAGACUCCAAGAGGACCAAGAGCCCAAAGCCUGCCGCCGGUGAGGCCCCUCCGUCCUCUCCCAACGACCUAGUCCGGGAGGCUCGCGCCAUCCUCCAGAAGCUAUCCAACAAUGGCUAUCCUUUUGCGCAAUACUACCUCGCGGAUGGUUAUGCCUCUGGCUUGUUCAGCAAGGGGAAGGAAGACUAUAACUCGGCGUUUCCCCUGUUUGUCAUUGCCGCCAAGCAUGGCCACGCCGAGUCGGCAUACCGUACCGCCUUGUGCUACGAAUUUGCUUGGGGAUGCCGCAAGGACCCCGCCAAAGCCGUGCAGUUCCUUCGUACCGCCGCAGCCAAGAGGCAUCCGGGUGCCAUGACAAGGCUGGGAAAGGCGUGCUUGUCAGGCGACCUAGGCGAGAAGCGUUACCGGGAGGGUGUCAAGUGGCUGAAACUGGCCUCCGAAUCCGCCGAUGCCGUAUACAAUUCGGCUCCUUACCACCUCGGAUGCCUGUAUGAGACGGGAUACGGCGACGAUGUUUUCCUGGACGAGAGCUACGCCGCCGAACUCUUCACUCAGGCCGCUGACCUCGGCCAUCCUGAGGCAAAUUACAGGAUGGGCGAUGCCUACGAACACGGCAAGCUCAGCUGCCCUAGAGAUCCGGCCCUGAGUGUUCACUUUUACACGGGCGCAGCGGAACGUGGCCAUGCCCCGGCUAUGAUGGGUCUCUGUGCUUGGUAUAUGGUCGGUGCCGAGCCCGUCUUGGAGAAGGACGAAGAGGAAGCCUAUGAAUGGGCGCGGAAGUCUGCCGAGCUAGGCCACGUCAAAGCACAGUAUGCCGUUGGGUACUUCACCGAGAUGGGCAUUGGAUGCCGAAGAGACAUUCUCGAGGCGAACGUGUGGUAUGUCAAGGCCGCCGAUGCCGGUGACGACCGUGCAAAACAGAGGCUCGCCGCCAUCCGUGCCGCCAUAAGUGGGGGAACACCGAUGGAAGUUGCGCCGCCCCGAAAUGCUAAGGUCAAGAAGGGCGGCGGGGAGGGUGAUUCUAAGGAGUGCAUCAUAAUGUGA
Dichotomopilus funicola is the source of this 2286-nucleotide messenger RNA. RefSeq lists its product as uncharacterized. The transcript has 2 exons. The record is from RefSeq and is a predicted model, not a curated record. The coding region runs from base 1 to 2286 and encodes 761 amino acids. NCBI's taxonomy places the organism in Eukaryota, Fungi, Ascomycota, Sordariomycetes, Sordariales, Chaetomiaceae. Gene Ontology annotation, molecular function: protein binding.